This is a messenger RNA of Stegodyphus dumicola, 9228 nucleotides long. RefSeq names its product ubiquitin carboxyl-terminal hydrolase-like faf (gene faf). Gene Ontology annotation, molecular function: cysteine-type deubiquitinase activity. Gene Ontology annotation, biological process: protein deubiquitination; cell migration. Gene Ontology annotation, cellular component: nucleus; cytosol. NCBI's taxonomy places the organism in Eukaryota, Metazoa, Arthropoda, Arachnida, Araneae, Eresidae. The record is from RefSeq and is a predicted model, not a curated record.
AAUAUGCAUAUUAUUUCUUUGCAGUAAAUACUAAUGUUGGACUUAACAAGUAUAGAAACUAAUGGUGGCUAGACAUUUUUAAAUCAAGAGCAGUUAGAGCAUCUUGUAUUAUUUGAAAUCAUGACAAUAGUCAUGCGUGGUGGCCAAAUUGGCGGAGGUGACUCUCCACAAGAGAAUAUUCCAUUGCAGCCACCAAGAAAUAAUCCAGUACCUAGUCCAAAUGUUCUAAAUGAAAGUGAAGGAAAAGAUCAAGAUGAAAGCGGUGAAUUACCUGAAGGACAUGAACCGGACUUUCCUCUUGCUGAUUUAGCUCGUUUGGAUGAAAUGAUUAAUCGACCACGGUGGGUUGUGCCUGUGCUACCCAAAGGAGAAUUAGAAGUUCUUUUGGAUGCUGCCAUUAAUUUAAGUAAACUAGGCAUUGAUAAUCGUAGUGAAGCAUGCCAGCGAUUCUACAGAGAUGGAUUAACAAUAUCAUUUACUAAAAUUCUCACUGAUGAAGCUGUCAGUGGAUGGAAAUUUGAAAUCCAUAGGUGUAUAAUGAAAAACUGUGAAAAUUUAGUGGAACUUUGUGUUUUAAGACUUAAUCAAGACUGUCUACCCCUCCUUGAUUUGCUGGCUAUGGUGCUCAAUCCUAAUAGCAAAUUCCACACAUUUAAUGGGACACGACCUUCUGAAACUGUUCCUACUGGUUCUCAGAUACCUGACGAAGAAAUUUUUGCCCGACCGUCUGAUCUGAGAACUCCAAAGGGUUGGCUCGUAGACUUAAUUAAUCGAUUUGGUAGCAGUGGUGGCUUUCAUCUUCUGCUAGAACGUUUCCAGAAUGGUCCACUUCUCACUGUUCCUGUUAUAGCUGCUCUUAUCAGGCCCUUUGGAAUGUGCCAUGAUUUACUAACAGUCCAUACCGUUGAAAAAUAUUUUAUGCCUAUUGUUGAAAUUGUGCCAUCAUUUUUGGAUAACUUAACUGAUGAUGAAUUGAAGAAGGAAGCUAAAAAUGAAACAAAAAAUGAUGCCCUGUCUGGUAUAGUUAAAGCAUUAAAGUGUUUAUCUGCAAAAGUACCUAAUCAAGAAACUACAGUGAAAAGUUUAGAAACAUUUAGAUUAAAGAUGAUCCUCAGGUUGCUACAAAUUUCAUCAUUCAAUGGAAAGAUGAAUGCCCUUAAUGAAGUUAAUAAAGUUAUCGCUAGUGUUUCUUAUUACACUCAUAGGCAUGCUAAUCCAGAAGAAGAAGACUGGCUAACAGCUGAACGUGUAGCUGAGUGGAUCAAAGAAAAUAAAGUUCUUCAAAUUGUUCUCAGGGAUAGCUUGCAUCAACCACAGUACGUAGAAAAGCUAGAAAAAAUUCUUAGGUUUGUCAUAAAAGAGAAGUCAUUAACACUUGAAGAUUUAGAUGAUAUUUGGGCUGCUCAGUCUGGAAAACAUGAAGCAAUAGUAAAAAAUGUUCAUGACUUGCUUGCUAAGUUAGCAUGGGAUUUCACUCCUGAACAAUUGGACCAUUUGUUUGAAUGUUUUCAGGCUAGCUGGACAAAUGCUAGCAAGAAGCAACGUGAAAAAUUGUUAGAAUUAAUACGACGACUUGCUGAAGAUGAUAAAGAUGGCGUGAUGGCCCAUAAGGUUCUAAAUUUACUGUGGAGCUUAGCCCAUAGUAAUGAUGUUCCUACUGAUAUUAUGGAUCAGGCAUUAACUGCACAUGUAAAAAUAUUGGAUUAUAGUUGCUCACAGGAUAGAGACUCUCAGAAAACUCAUUGGUUAGAUAGAUGUGUUGAAGAAUUAAAAAAUGACAAAUGGGUACUUCCAGCAUUGAAGCAAAUACGAGAGAUAUGCAAUCUUUAUUCUGAAGCCCCUCCAAAUUUUAAUCAUGCCCAGAGAUCACCUCAUAUGUUUUAUAGACAUGAAGUAAUUAAUCGUCUCCAGCAGCAUCAUUCCCUAGUCAUUCUUGUUGCUGAUAAUUUGACAGCAUAUAUGAACCGAGCUCAUGUUAUGGCCAAAGAACAUCCAGAAUUAGAUCCAAAUUCUGUUUCACCUGACAGCAGAUAUAGUCAUGUACAACAAGUUCAAGAAAGGCUCAAUUUUUUAAGAUUUCUUCUGAAAGAUGGUCAACUUUGGCUCUGUGCUCCUCAAGCAAAGCAGAUCUGGACUUGCUUAGCUGAAAAUGCAGUUUAUGUCACAGACCGGGAAGCAUGUUUCAAAUGGUUCUCAAAGGUUAGUGUAAUGCCGACCUGUGACAAUGAUAGGUAUAAAGCAGAGCUGUGUGUUCAAGAUUAUAAGCUGAUGGGUGAAGAACCAGAUUUAGAUCCAGAGAUAAACAGAGAUUUUUUUGAGAACAUUGUUUUGCAAUUAGAUCCUUGUUUAUUAACUGAAAGUGGCAUUAAGUGUUUUGAUCGUUUUUUCAAAGCAGUUAAUUCCAAAGAAAGCAAACUAAUUGCAAAACGAAGAGCUUUUUUAAUGAAUGACUUAGAAUUGUUAGGAUUGGAUUACCUUUGGAGGGUUGUCCUUUGCAGUAGUGAAGAUGUGGCUAAUAGAGCAAUAGAACUUUUAAAGGAAACAUAUACAAAUUUAGGACCUCAGUUACAAGCAAAUCAAAUGGACAUUCAUGAAGAUUUUGUUCAGUCUUGUAUGGAUCGUUUAAAAGCAGCAUUUGAUACUAUUUCAGUUCUAGAAAGGGAUAAAGAUGGUGUAAAUAGAUUACGACAAGAAACAGUGAGAAUGGUUCGCAUUUUGAAAGUUCUUCGAGAAUAUGUGGGUCAGUGUGAUGGAGAUUACGGAGAAGAGAGAUCCAUUUUGCCUAUGGCAAGGGCCCAUAGGGGUAAGCAGUUAUCACUGACCAUUAGGUUUUCUAAUCAAGGUAGGAAUUUUGAUGAUACAGAGGUAUGGACACAUUUAAAUGAUACUUUAGGAGCAGUUCGCCGGCAAAUUCUCACAAGAGUGAAAGCAAACAAUGUAAAUAUGAAAGUAGAUUUGUUUGUGAAUGGAGAACUGCUUGAUCCUGCUGAUGACAAAAAAUUAGUUUCACAGUUGCCUCUCAGGGAUAAAAUGAUUAUAUCAGCAAAACUGUGUCAGAUUGGCACGAAUGUGCCAUCUUCUCCCGAUUCCAGUUCUGACAGUUCAACAGGAUCACCUCAGCACCCAUACGAUGGACCCAAUGUUGAAGCUGAAAAUUGUCUCCCUGGAGUUUUAAUGUCGCAACAACAGCAAUAUGCUCAAUUUUUAUUCCAAUUGGCUGAUUUAGGAAGUUCUUUAAAUGUACCUGCACUUCGAGAUGAAGCCUAUGCAGUUUUAAAAUUGAUGCCACCUGAUGCUCACACAUACGAAAGACUGAAAACAAUAUGUUUAGAAAAUUCAAAACUUGGUGAUAGAUCCCCUUCACCUUCUUUAGAGAGUAUCUUCUUUGCACCUUCUCCUUCUCAAGUUUUGUAUACUCUUGAAGUCGUCUACACUCUUCUUAUGCCUGCUCAUAAUCCUAUGUCAGAAGAAGCUCAAAAUUUUCAGUACAAUUUUGUUCGUAGUGGAGGUGUACCUGUUACGCUAGGAAUGAUCACAAAAAACAAUUUUUUAUCUGGUGCUGAUGUAUCAAUUAAAAGGUCAGCAUACCUUGUCGUUCUUAAAAUUUUAAAAUUAUUAUUGACUACUGUUGGAAGAUGUAUAGUACUAGUAGAAGCUGAAGUUAUGCAUUCACGUGGUUCUCCUGGUUCUUUAUCACCAUCAUCUCCUAGUUCUGUCAUGCUUACAGGAAGAGCAUCUGUACUGCAACAAGCUUUAACACACAUCCCCAAUCCAAAUUCUGAGUUCAUGCUACGGAAUGUGUCUGUAAGAUUGGCACAAUUAUUGCAUGAUCAAGCCAUAAGUCAUCGUCCUGAUCUUGCUACUGUUAAAGCUAUUAUGAAAAUGGCUUGGGCAUCAUCUUCAGGCUCUAUGGACUUAAUGCAAGCAUCAUAUGAAGAAUUACAUCAGUUGGAGGAAAAGAUUUGCAAACCUGUUGAUUCUGAAGAAAUCCAGUUAUGCAGGGAGGCUUUAGAAGUGUUAACUAUAUCUCUGGCUUUAUGUCCAGAAGCUUUAGAUACUCUUAUGAAAGAAAAAGCAUGGCAUGUCUUCAUAAUUGAUUUAUUACUCAUUUGUAAAAAUCGCUCCAUUAGAAUAUGUGCAGCAGAUCAAUUUUUACUUAUUGCAACAAAGUGUUAUUUUGGUCAUCAGUGCCUUGUGUUCUCCAUAACUUUACUUUUUACUCAGCUGAUGACCACUGUUAAAGAGUAUGCAAAAAAUUCACAUGAAUUCUUUACAUUACUAUGUCGAUUACUUAAUUAUGCAUGUGGGUGCAACUGUCCUCUACCAACAGCUCAGAAUCUCUUGAACAAUGAAAUUGAUUGGCUGAAGUCAGUUAGAAAUAAAGUUCUUUCUACUGGUGACAGUCAAGUUGAUGAAGCCUUGCUAGAAGGUCAUCUAGGUGUAACCCGAGAACUUGUAUCUUUCCUUGGGCCAGACCGAAAAUAUGAAGUUGGAGCAGAUCCUGGAGUUCAACGAGGCAAUCUUAUUAAAGAACUUGUUGAAGAUUUCAUAUUCCCAGCUUCAAGAGUUGUUCUUCAAGUUCAGCGCAGUGGUGGAGAAUUGCCAUCAGAGCAAGCAAUCCCAGUUUGCUCAUCAUCAUCAUCAGUGGUUGCUGCAUUUGAUUUACUUGUUGGUCUCUGCACAGGUUGUGCUCAAAAUUUGAGACUUCUUGUUGAAAUGCUUUGUGAGAUGUUUUAUUCAGCUAACGACCACCCUCUGACGGAGUGGGAGUAUCUUCCACCUGUUGGACCAAGACCUCCUAGAGGAUUUGUAGGCUUAAAAAAUGCUGGCGCCACCUGCUACAUGAAUUCUGUACUUCAGCAGUUAUAUAUGAUAGAAGACAUUCGAAAUGGCAUUCUUUCUGUGGAAGGUGCAGCUACAGAUUUAAAUGAGGACUUUUCUGGUGAAGAAAGGAUUGAAAAUGAACAACAGGGUAUAAUAGAAUCGGAUAUUGAAGGGUGUGAAGAGAAAGGAUCACGAGAAGAAACUAGAAAAGAGUACAAUUUAGGUGUAUUAAAACAAGUUCAAGCAAUUUUUGGGCAUUUAGCUUGCAGUAAGCUUCAGUAUUAUGUACCACGAGGAUUUUGGAAACAUUUUAAGCUUUGGGGUGAACCAGUAAAUUUAAGAGAGCAACAUGAUGCUUUGGAAUUCUUUAAUAGUUUGGUUGACAGCCUGGAAGAAGCAUUAAAGCUUCUGAAUCAACCAUGUAUAUUGUCUCAGAUUCUUAGUGGAUCAUUUGCUGAUCAAAAAAUUUGCAAAGAUUGCCCUCACAGAUAUUCAAGGGAAGAAUCAUUCACAGCUCUAAAUAUUGAUAUUCGAAAUCAUAGUAAUCUUUUGGAUUCACUUGAACAAUAUGUAAAAGGUGAUUUACUUGAAGGAGCAAAUGCAUAUCAUUGUGAAAAGUGUAAUAAAAAGGUUGAUACUGUAAAACGCCUUUGUAUUAAAAAACUGCCACCCAUUCUGGCCAUUCAACUGAAGAGAUUCGAUUAUGAUUGGGAAAGAGAAUGUGCCAUUAAAUUUAAUGAUUAUUUUGAAUUUCCUCGUGAAUUUGAUAUGGAGCCUUACACUGUCAAAGGUUUAGCUAAAAUUGAAGGUGAAAUGAUUGAAGAUGAUUUCAAUGUGGAUAAUGAAUCAUGUUGCACAAAAUACAAAUUAACAGGCAUAGUAGUGCAUAGUGGUCAAGCAAGUGGAGGGCAUUACUAUUCAUAUAUUUUACAUAGGCACAGUGAUGGAAACCAGAAAUGGUAUAAGUUUGAUGAUGGUGAAGUAAUGGAAUGUAAAAUGGAAGAUGAUGAGGAGAUCAAGAAUCAGUGUUUUGGUGGAGAUUAUAUGGGUGAAGUUUUUGAUCACAUGUUAAAGAGAAUGUCAUACAGGAGGCAAAAGCGAUGGUGGAAUGCUUACAUUUUAUUUUAUCGGAGAGUGGAUAUGGAAACAAAUAUUACAAGAAGCUUAAAUGAAUUGACACUAUCUGACAAUAAACAAUGUGUUGUAAAGAUGCCUGCUGCCAUUGAAAGAAGUGUAAGGCGGCAAAACAUCAAAUUCAUGCAUAACAGAAACCAGUUCAGUUUAGAAUAUUUUCAAUUUAUGAAAAAACUUAUAUUGUGCAAUGGUCCAUAUGUUACUAUACCUGGUGGUCAUGAUAAAUUAACAGCAGAUGGUGAAGAAUUAGCUUUAAUAAGUAUUCAGUUAGCAGCAAAAUUUCUUUUUACUACUGGUUUUCAUGCCAAGAAAACAUUGAGAGGUCCUGCAAAUGAUUGGUAUGAUGCUCUAUGUAUACAUCUUCGUAACAGCUGUAAUGUCCGCCGAUGGUUUGCAAAUAAUGUGCUGUUUAGUAAUCCUCAUAUCUUUUGUGAAUACCUACUUGAAUGUCCUGGUUCAGAGGUUCGCAGUGCCUUCAUGCGCAUUUUAGUCUUCAUUGCUCAUUUUGCUUUACAAGAUGGCCCUUAUACCCCUCCAGCAUUUGCAAAUUCACCUUAUCCUGUAGAUUCAAGUGCCACUUUAGCUGAUCACUUGAUUAUGGCUGUUCUAAAUUUGUUGAAAAAAGAAGUUUCUGAGCAUGGUAGACAUCUUACGCAGUACUUCAGUCUUUUUGCUAUGUUUGCCUCUCUUGGAGUUGCUGAGAGAACCAUGUUAUUACAAUUAAAUGUGCCUGCUACGUUUAUGAAAGUUGCUUUGGAUGAAGGGCCUGGACCUCCAAUCAAAUACCAGUAUGCUGAACUGGGCAAACUGUAUCAAGUUGUUAGUUUACUAAUUCGUAGCUGUGAUGUUAGCUGUAAAACACAAUCAUCUCAUGGUGGAGCAACAUUACCUAAUCCCUUUGUGGGUGACAAUAUUUACCAGGAAUAUCUAAUGCCUAUACAACCAGAAGUUGCUGACAUUUUGUACAAUAAUACAUGUUAUCUGAAAAAAAUUGUAGAAGAUGCAAAUAAUUCGGAAGAUACAUUAAGGCUUUUAAAGUUUUGCUCAUGGGAGAAUCCUCAUUUUUCUUCCAUGGUUUUGAAUGAAUUGUUAUGGCAAGUAUCAUAUUCAUAUACUUAUGAGCUUAGACCCUACCUGGAUUUGUUAUUGCAUAUGAUGCUUCUGGAAGAUUCCUGGCAGAAUCACCGUAUCCAUAAUGCAUUAAAAGGUAUUCCUGAUGAUAGAGAUGGAUUAUUUGAUACCAUUCAGCGUAGCAAGAAUCAUCAUCAAAAAAGAGCAUAUCAGUGUAUAAAAUGUAUGGUAACUUUGUUUGUCACUUGUCCUGCUGCAGCUCAAAUGUUGCAGAGUAAUGGGGAUUUGAAACGGAAAUGGUCCAGUGCUGUUGAGUGGUUGAAUGAUGAACUAGAACGUAGACCUUAUGCAGCCAAUGCUCAAUAUGGAUAUAAUAAUUGGUCUCCACCUGCACAAUCUAAUGAAACAUCAAAUGGCUAUUUCUUGGAGAGAUCUCACACAGCUCGUAUUACUUUAGCUAAAGCUUUUGAAAUUUGUCCUGAUGAGGAUAUUGAAGAUCAAGAUAUGUCAGAGGAUGGUGAAAGCCCUCCACCUGAAGAUAAAGUUCAAACAUGGCAGGGAAAUGGUCCUAGUAUUCCUCAGCAUCCUAGUCCUCCACCUCCUGCUCCAUCAGACAGUACUGGUCCCAUACCCAAGACACCAACUCAAAGAUUACCAGUUCUUUCUUCCUCUGAACUUAUUGUUGAAGAGCCUGUAGAACCCUCUUUUAUGUCGUCCAAUAAUGGAAGUUCGUCGGACACUCAACACACUUCUGACUCUACAUCUAGCUCCAUAACAACAACUGUGUCACCAACAAAUGUUACACUUAGUGAAGAAGGUGUUCAAUCACAGCUUCGGAAACAGCAAAUUCCAGCAGCACCUGACAGGUUGACAGAAAAAGUUGUAAAACCUUGUGAUCAUAAUGAUGAAACAACAUUGUCAUGUGAAAAAGAUGACACAGAAUUUGUAAAGACUGCAGUGGAAUUUGUUUCCAGCAUGGAGCCUGACAAACGAAGAUUUGUCAAAAGUCAUAGUGUCUCUAGAAGAAAAAAUCCACAAAAUUAUUAUUUAUCUAAGAAGGAUUUUUGAUCUUCAAAUUGAGGUUUAAAAAAGUAUGUAUAAAUAGCAUCUGUCAAGAAUGGGCCUGUUGAAACUGUGUACAUGCAGAGAUCUGUGAGUUAUUUAUUUUGCAGUUUCUGCUACACUGUGGAGAUGUCAAAAGAUAACAGGCAUAAGAAAGCCUCCUUAUUUUUGUUUAUUUGCUGCGUUUCUUUUGCUUAUACAAAAAUGAACAUUUGAAAUGUUCACUACCCCAUGUGAAUUGUAGAUAAAAUUUGGUUUUUAAGUCAGUUUUUCAAAUAUUUGUUUAUAGCAAUUUUCUAUCUGCAAUGCAUUUUCAGUUGUGGACUAAGCAUUGUGUAUUUAUUAUGAUACAGAUCUUCUGCUGUCUCUACAGAUGCUGAGAUGUAUAAAUUCAGACUUGUGUACCUUACAUGGUCUCUGUAGAUGUACAAGAUUGGAAAAAUUUAUGCAGAAUCAUAGCUCCAUAAUGUUUGAAGUGUUUCUAAAGCUAUUUUUUUUAAUUCUGUUUUCAUUAUGCUAUGGCUUGUUUGCCAAUUAUAUGAAAUCACCUUGUUUGGGAAGUAAUGCAUUUUUUAAAAUUGUAAUACAAUAUUGAUUAAGAAAAUGGCAUUUAUUUCAAAUACACCCUUCCCUCAAAAUAUACAAAUAAUAAUAAUAAUGGUUCAAGUAAAUUAUCUUGUCAAUAGGUACAUAUCUGCAGUUUACAUGCUGAACAAAAAUUAUGUUGUCAAGAUCUAUCUGUUGCCUAUGUUUAAGGCAAAAUGAAGCAUCAUUGCUUUGAAGAAAAUUUAAAGUUCAUCAGAAAAUAUACCUUUAGUGAAACAGUUAUAGUAUGUAAAAUAUUUGUAAUUUUGUUGCUGAUUUUAGAGAUUGUAAUGGUGUAACGUUUCAAAAAGGAGUUGUAAACUCUUCCUGAAUAUUUAUUUGAAAAUAAAAAAUAUAUAUAGUAGUGGCAAAUUUGAAAGCAAAACUUUCAAAAAUACAAUAGACAUGGAAUUUUAUCAAAGUUUAUGCUCAUGAUUACACCAUGCUUUGUUUAUGUCAGUACAUAUGUAAAGAUUUGGACAUUCGUAAUAUUCUGUAAUUUAAUUGUAUUAUCUGAAAUAAAGACUAAUUUUAAUAUUCAUCUUUCAAAAA